GCACUCCCAAACAAACUAAUGCAAUCACAUAUUUUCUUGGAACACUUGCACUUUGGUUGUGACAUUGUAAUAUGUUAAAAUAAAACAACACAAAGCAUGUUCAAGGCGUUACUCCUUAUAAACAUCACACCUGUACAGCUAAAUCAAAGCGAUCGCAAGUUGUCACACCCAAGAGUUGCCUCCCUUAGAAAAGACAGCGAUAAUGUUUAUACAUUACCAUGACAACAUAAAAGCGAUUAGACGGACACGCACAGCGCGUCGAAGAGAUAGCAUCUGCAUAUAUAAUUUGUUGAGGAAAUAGAAGCCAGAACUGGUUAAAAACUCUUGGAAUAUUAGUUGAGAUAUUUGCUUGAUACUAUCAUCAGCUGAUCACUCGGGCACCUGUCGCAAGUCUUGAUUGCCAAUAUGUGCUUGGUUGAUUGACAGAUUUUGCGAGUCAGCGAGUGACACUCUUGUACCAGGGUUUACAAUGUCACAGUUCAAGACUUCCAAGAUGAAAUCAUCUGCCCCUCCAGCAAAGAGGGUGUCCUCGUUUCAGAUAGCAAACAACACACCUGGACAGAUGGCAGUUCUGGGUAAGAGUACUGUAAAAAAUGGUACAAGAAAUUCGAAAGGGAGCUCAGCAGCUAAGCAGGCGAAGGAAGAAACAAGGACAAAAGCAGCUGGGACAAAUGACAAGCAGCCCAAGCCACAGUACAACGAGGCCUUGGAGAAGCAGUUUGAUGCCAUGUUAGAAGGGGACAUGUCAGACCUUCCCCCACUUCCUCGCUCCAUCGUCCGCAUCUUCAUCAGCUCCACGUUUUCAGAUAUGCGAGCUGAACGUAAUGCCCUGUCACGUGAUGUGUCACCCAUACUGAGGUCAUUCUGCUCAAACCUUGACCUUGACCUUCAGUUGGUUGACCUUCGGUGGGGCCUGACUGAGGAUACACAAAAUGAUCACUCAGCUGAGCGCCUGUGUCUGCAGGAAGUGAAGAACUGUCAGAAUGUCUCACUUGGACCCAACUUCAUUAGUAUACUAGGUGAAAGGUAUGGUUUUCGGCCAUUACCCACGGAGGUGCUGUGUCCAGAGUUUGAGAUGCUGCGAUCAGCAGCGUCACGCCGGGGUCUGGACGUUUCCUUGUUAGACACCUGGUACAAGAGGGAUGACAACGCUAUUCCACCUGAGUUUGUCCUACAGCCAAUCAGGUCCCAGUUUCCACAUUUUGGAGACUACAGCCCAGGAUGUGAGGAGCUGCGACAACGUGCCUUGGAAUCAUGGCAGACAGCGUUCACAUCGAUGCUGUCCAUUGUCCGUGAAGCUGCCAGUCUGCUGCACCAAGAGGGGAAGCUGUCUGAGGAACAGAGACACAUGUACUUUAAGUCAGUAACUGAAUAUGAGACAUCAAAAGGAAUAUUUGAGGCUCCUAAGCCAAGCUCUCAUUGUCUUCUGUAUCAGCGGAAACUCACGGGGCUAACUGAUGAACAUCUGGAGGACAAAGAUGCUCACCGAUACAUCAGUAUCACCGAUUCCCAGGGAAAGAAAACAGUUGACAAGGAAAUAGCUGCCUUACAGAAAGCCUCUAUCUCAAAGAUUGAGAAAAUCCUUGGCCCACAGAACUGCAAAACCUUCAAGGCUCCCUGGAAAAGUGGGGGAGUAGACCCUACAGCUAGUCCUGAACACAGAGCCUACAUCCAAGAUUUCAGUCUCAAACUGACGCAGGAUGUGUCCAGUAUGAUCAUGCUUGCCAAGAAAGAGCGAUCGACUCACAUCCGACAGAGGGAGUAUUACUGUGGCUUGGAUGAGACUCUCCAUCAUCUUCAUUUCUGUAAGUCCAAGUGUGAGACCUUCUGUGGCCAGGAGGACAUCCUCCAGAAGGUCAAAGAUCACAUUUUGUCGGGCCAGUCUCGACAGCCUCUAACCAUCUGGGCAGAAUCUGGAGCUGGCAAAACUUCAGUAAUGGCAAUGGUUAUGAACAAGCUGCGGUCUUGGAUCAAAGGAGAUUAUAUUGGAAUGAUUCGGUUCCUUGGAACAUCGCCUUCCACACUCAACAUCUAUGAUGUGUUAUUUGAUGUUUGUGGGCAGAUAGCCGACUGCACAGAUACAAUCAUGGAGCCAAUGGGAUACAGGACAAUGGCCAGCCUCAUUGAAUACAUUCCAAGGUUUCUCCGCAGCAUGUCUUCCACAUUCAAAGAUCCAAUCAUCAUACUCCUGGAUUCUAUUGACCAGUUGUCAAGUGAGAACGAUGCCUACAGCAUGUCAUGGCUUCCUACCAAUUUGCCUUCCAAUGUUCAUCUGAUCAUCUCAACCUUGCCAACAGAACAUAACAUCUUGUCCAACAUUAAGAAGAGACUGCCAGAAUCAGCAGUGUACAUGGCAGUGCCAAUACUUCCAGAAUCCACUGGCAAGAAGAUCAUUGAUAAGUAUCUGAAGCUAAGGAAACGCAGAGUUACUGAUGACCAAGUUCGGUUCAUCCUUGAAGUCUUCUCUGAAGCUCCUAGCCCUCUGUACCUGAAGCUUCUCCUUGAUGAGGCAAUGAAAUGGUCCUCCUUCAAUCCUGUCAGUGACUUGAUGCUUGCUGGAUCAAUUAGGGAAGCCAUUAAUGUUCUAUUUGACAGGCUUGAGCAAAAGUUUGGGGAGGUUUUGAUACGCAAUGCUCUUGGAUACAUCACAGUUGGACUCAAUGGAUUAUCUGAAAUAGAGCUUGAGGAUGUUUUGUCUUGUGACAAUGAAGUCCUGGAUGAAGUGUACAGGUUUCAUGACCCUCCAGUUCCUGGCAUGGUGAGGAUUCCUCCAGUUCUGUGGGCCAGGAUCCGCUAUGACAUCAAGGAGUACCUUGUGGAGAGGAUGUCCCAGAACAAGAUAACAAUGUACUGGUAUCACAGACAGUUCAUCAUGUCAGCUUUGGCUCGAUAUGUUCAGGACAAGUUCCUGGACAAACUCCACUCAACUUUGCUUCAGAUAUACCUGGCAGAAACAGGGGUUAAGAAGGACAUUUAUUUGUCCCGAAGGAAGAAAGACUUCAAGGAUGCAGACAGACAAGUCACUCCACAGCCAACCAGUGUCUCGAAUCUCCGGAAGUUGAAAUGUGUAACUCAUCAUUUGAACCAUGCUGCAAGAGCAGUUGAUGAGGACACAUUCAAGGGCUUGGUAUAUUGCAAUAUUGACUUCCUCAGUACCAAGAUCACUGCCUGCUCUACUGUAGAGGUCAUCAAUGAUAUGAACACAUUCCUGAAACAAAGAAAUGACAAAGAAAUUGAAAGCCUGAGGACAUUUCUUGAUUCACACAAGAACAAACUGAAAAACCGAUUAGUUCUUGCAAGAAGUAUUUUGGUGUACCUGAGACCCGAUGAGGACUGCAUCUAUCUGAAGAAGCUUGUGAAUGAUGCCUAUGAUCUCCUGACAUCAAGUAAAAAGACUCUUCUGAUUCCCACAUUCCCUUGUCUGGCCCACAGGACACCAGGUGUUGUCACCAACACACUCUUGGAUGACCAUCAGUACAGAUGCUUUGCUGUCAGUAAUGACAGUGGUCAGGUCUUCACAGCAGGAGGGAAUGGCAAAGUUGAAGUAUGGUCAGUGAAAUUUGGACAUUUGGUCAAGUCCCUUGAUGUUGGCUUUGAUGCAGAUGAGCUUCAUCCAGCUGGCAGUGGUAUUGCCUUGUUGUACAACAAGGAAAUGAAAGCUCUGAAAGCAAUUAGAUCAGACUCAGGAGAAUCUGUGUUAGAGGAUAUCAUUCCGAAAAAUGUUCUUUCAUGGUCUCUGUGUAGUGAUAAGCUGACCUUGUAUGUUUUGGCUCAAGACAACAAAGUUUCUUUGCAUCAGUUGGACUUGAAGCAGGGUGUGGCAAAACAGACAAUGCUUCAGAAGAUGUUUGACUUCAUCAGUUUGAGGACAGUCCUGAGUAGCUCUGAACGGUAUCUAGUCAUCAUGGCUAAAUGUACACCAGGAGACUACCAGUCAAUCAAGGAAUCAUGGAAGAAGUCAGGUGCCUUUGCUUCCCAACCUCACCCAUACCGUUUUGCAGCUGUGGACUUAAGUCAAGGAACUGGCAACAUACAGCAUUGUCUUAGGAAUCUGUCAAAGAUCCCCACCCUUGGAGAGACGAUUUCAGCCUACAGGGGAAACAUGAUGAUAAUUGCAGCACGUCGCCAUGGAGUAUUUUGGGACAUUCCAACAGGGAAAUGUGAUCAGCAGAUGUCUAAAGGGAAGAAGUUGGGGAUGGUGUACAGACCGGACUGGGCUGGAGAGAGCCAGUGCAAAGGAGCUAACACCUGCUUUGUGCAGCCUCCAAAACAACAGUUCCUGGCUGUUGGGUCUGAAGAUGGCUACCUCAUCAUCUAUGGCUUUGAGUCUGGACUUCCAGUUGGGAUGAAAGCCCCACCAACAAAACAUAACAAAGCGGUUGUUGAUGCAGCUGUGAGCCCAGAUGCCCAGGUGGUGGCGUCGGUCUGUGAAGAGGGAGUCAUCAAGCUGUGGAAUCCCAGCACCGGUCUGGAGGUGGUGAGUCUGCAGAUUGGCGGAGAUGUUAGGCAGCUGACCUUCACCCCGGACUCCAAAUACCUCCUUGCUCUCCUCAUUGGGGAAUCUUCAAGGAUGCUUGUCUUUCAAGUACAGCUGUGCUAAGAUUUGACAGGGACCUGUUACUUCAGCAAUGGAUGAUUGUGAUUUGUUGUGGCAAGGGGAUGCUAUAAAGACUGGCAUGGAAAAUGGACCUGGUGUACGGCUUGAAGAGUCAGCGCUGUAACCACGAUGCUACCCCAAACCUUAAAGUGUUUUGGAGAUGAUGAUCGUGAUAAAUCACUUUGAACUUCCUUUGUCUUUCAAGAUGUCUUUUGUAUGU
Molecule: messenger RNA, 4817 nt
Organism: Haliotis rubra (blacklip abalone)
Lineage: Eukaryota; Metazoa; Mollusca; Gastropoda; Lepetellida; Haliotidae
Product: NACHT and WD repeat domain-containing protein 2-like
Exons: 12
Coding region: 470-4600 (1376 amino acids)
Molecular function (GO): protein binding
Source: RefSeq, a predicted model, not a curated record